Acanthocheilonema viteae is the source of this 987-nucleotide messenger RNA. The record is from the annotation of a GenBank genome assembly. Lineage: Eukaryota; Metazoa; Nematoda; Chromadorea; Rhabditida; Onchocercidae.
AUGUCAUUUUACAAGGAGGUGGAGAAUGCAUCAGGCUUGAAUGAUCAAGUGCCUGCAUUGGAAUCCUAUUUGCCUAAUUCAAUCAUUUAUAUCACCCUGUAUUCUUUGGCUGUGCCACCAAAUAUCCUAUUAGCAUAUAUGGGCCUUAAAAAGGGCCUCAUUUCGGCACGUGUUAAGUACCCAACCUUAGGCAUGACAAUCGCUAAUUUGUAUGGACUCUUCGGAUAUUUGAUGCUGAAUUCAGUGUAUUUAAUCAUGCUAUUCGGUAACAUUAAACUCAGCUUAUUUCUAUGUAGCUUCUUGCGCACAGUUAUCUACAAUACCACAUACGUUAUCUACUUCCUAUUUCCGGUGCUGGCCAUUGACCAAUGGCUACUAGUAUGUCAUAACUGUGAUUUGAGCAUUAAAACGUUAACAGUGAUAAUCCUGACGUGUUUUGUGAUUCCAAUGUUGGUUGCCAUCUACGACCUUUGCCUUCAAGACGUCCUUCUCUAUGAUUUCAUAUUCGCGUACAUACGAAUGUCACCUUAUACUAAUGUUUUUGUAUUCUUCGUAUUAUCGCCGUCAUUUUUUAUUUUCUCAUUCAUAUGCAAUUUGCUGGUGCUCUCAUUCAUCGUUCGAAGACAAACCAAAGCAGCGAGGAAGCAAAGUGGACGAAGUUUGAACCCGAGACAUCUGCAACAACAAAAGGCCAUUGUUUACACAUAUAUUUUGCAAGCAUUCAUGCCACUUGUCUUGGCUACGCCAUAUUACAUUGCAAAUUUAUUUUUAAUGUUUUCAAUCGAUAUAAACAUGAUGUGGUUCACUGUUGGCGAAGCAAUUAUUGGCAUUCAUCCACUUUCAAAUGCUUUAAUUAAUUUAAUUUUACUCCGACCCUAUCGACGAGCACUGAGGAAGAUGUGGAUGAAGAAGGAACCGAAGAGUAUGCAAUAUGAUUCCAUUACAAUUGCUAAUACACACUUCAUGGAUGGCGAUUGCUUCUUGUGA